CACGUCCUGUUUUCGUUGGCUGCUCUCGGAUGGCUGCCACCGUUGGGGCUGCUGCUCUCUCUUAGUGCUGCUCCUCGCUCGGCUAGCUGAGGGCGGCGCGGCCUCUUCUUUUGUCCGGUUACCCUGCGCAUUGUCCCGAAGGGUGCCGCUUUUCCCGCGGCCGGCAGCAUGGGCCGGGAGUCACGCCAUUAUCGGAAGCGGUCAGCAUCAAGGGGGCGCUCUGGAAGUCGAUCUAGAAGUCGCUCACCUGACAAAAGAAGUAAACGUGGAGAUGACAGGCGGUCUAGAAGCCGAGAUAGAGAUAGAAGGAGAGAGAGGUCUCGUAGCAGGGAUAAAAGAAGAUCUCGGUCAAGAGACCGGAAGCGCCUGAGGCGUUCCAGAAGUAGAGAGAGAGAUCGAAGUCGAGAGCGAAGAAGAUCUCGAAGUCGAGACAGGAGACGCUCCAGGAGUAGAAGCCGAGGCCGGCGAUCCAGAUCCUCAAGUCCUGGCAAUAAAAGCAAGAAAGCUGAGAAUAGGUCUAGGUCCAAAGAGAAAACAGAUAGUGGGGAAAGUUCUAAAGAGAAGAAAAAAGACAAAGAUGACAAGGAAGAUGAAAAAGAAAAAGAUGCUGGUAACUUUGAUCAGAAUAAGCUGGAAGAAGAAAUGAGGAAGCGAAAAGAACGAGUAGAAAAAUGGCGAGAGGAGCAACGUAAAAAGGCCAUGGAAAACAUAGGGGAACUAAAAAAGGAAAUUGAAGAGAUGAAACAAGGGAAAAAAUGGAGUUUAGAAGAUGAUGAUGAUGAUGAAGAUGAUCCUGCAGAAGCUGAAAAGGAAGGAAAUGAAAUGGAGGGUGAGGAGUUAGAUCCAUUAGAUGCUUAUAUGGAAGAAGUGAAAGAGGAAGUAAAAAAGUUUAAUAUGCGAAGUGUGAAGGGUGGUGGAGGGAAUGAAAAGAAGUCUGGGCCAACAGUCACAAAAGUUGUCACUGUAGUGACAACCAAAAAAGCAGUGGUAGAUUCUGAUAAGAAGAAAGGUGAGCUAAUGGAGAAUGACCAGGAUGCCAUGGAGUAUUCUUCAGAGGAGGAAGAAGUUGAUCUUCAGACGGCCCUUACAGGCUACCAGACAAAACAGAGAAAGCUUCUAGAACCAGUGGAUCAUGGAAAAAUUGAAUAUGAACCAUUCAGAAAAAACUUUUAUGUUGAAGUUCCAGAAUUAGCAAAAAUGUCUCAAGAGGAGGUAAAUGUUUUUCGGUUGGAAAUGGAAGGCAUUACUGUCAAGGGAAAAGGUUGCCCCAAACCAAUUAAAUCUUGGGUCCAGUGUGGAAUUUCUAUGAAGAUCCUAAAUUCUCUCAAAAAGCAUGGCUAUGAAAAACCCACGCCAAUCCAGACCCAGGCGAUUCCUGCUAUAAUGUCUGGACGAGAUUUGAUUGGUAUUGCCAAGACAGGAAGCGGAAAGACCAUUGCUUUUCUGUUGCCCAUGUUUAGACACAUCAUGGAUCAGAGGUCAUUAGAAGAAGGAGAGGGGCCAAUAGCUGUCAUCAUGACUCCAACUCGAGAACUGGCUUUACAAAUUACUAAAGAAUGUAAGAAGUUUUCAAAGACCCUGGGACUUAGAGUGGUCUGUGUUUAUGGAGGAACAGGAAUCAGUGAGCAGAUUGCUGAGCUGAAAAGAGGUGCUGAAAUUAUUGUUUGCACACCUGGUCGAAUGAUUGACAUGUUAGCAGCUAACAGUGGUCGGGUCACAAAUCUUCGAAGAGUAACAUAUGUUGUUUUAGACGAAGCAGACAGAAUGUUUGACAUGGGUUUUGAACCACAGGUCAUGCGCAUUGUGGAUAAUGUCCGUCCCGAUCGACAGACAGUUAUGUUUUCAGCUACUUUCCCCAGAGCUAUGGAGGCUUUGGCUCGCAGAAUCCUCAGUAAACCCAUUGAAGUGCAGGUUGGAGGCAGAAGCGUGGUUUGCUCAGAUGUGGAACAACAAGUGAUUGUGAUUGAAGAAGAAAAGAAGUUCUUGAAGUUACUUGAGCUUCUUGGCCAUUAUCAAGAAUCGGGAUCUGUCAUUAUAUUUGUGGAUAAGCAGGAACAUGCAGAUGGUCUUCUGAAAGAUUUAAUGAGAGCAUCUUAUCCUUGCAUGUCUCUUCAUGGAGGCAUUGAUCAAUAUGACAGAGAUAGCAUCAUAAAUGACUUCAAGAAUGGGACCUGCAAACUUCUCGUAGCCACUUCUGUUGCUGCCCGAGGUUUAGAUGUGAAACAUCUGAUUCUUGUAGUAAAUUACAGCUGCCCCAACCAUUAUGAGGAUUAUGUGCACAGAGCGGGAAGGACUGGAAGAGCAGGCAAUAAAGGUUAUGCGUAUACUUUUAUCACAGAAGAUCAAGCUCGCUAUGCUGGUGACAUAAUUAAAGCUCUUGAAUUGUCAGGAACUGCGGUGCCUUCUGAUCUGGAGAAACUUUGGAGUGAUUUCAAAGAUCAGCAGAAAGCUGAAGGGAAAAUAAUUAAAAAGAGUAGUGGGUUCUCUGGUAAGGGAUUCAAGUUUGAUGAAACAGAACAAGCUUUGGCCAAUGAGAGGAAGAAGUUGCAAAAAGCAGCUCUCGGUUUGCAAGAUUCAGAUGAUGAGGACGCUGCAGUCGAUAUUGAUGAACAAAUUGAAAGUAUGUUUAAUUCAAAGAAGAGAGUAAAAGAUAUGGCUGCUCCUGGAACAUCUAGUGUUCCUGCUCCAACUGCGGGAAAUGCUGAGAAAUUAGAAAUAGCUAAGAGACUGGCUCUUAGAAUCAAUGCUCAGAAGAAUUUGGGCAUUGAGUCUCAGGAUGUGAUGCAACAGGCCACCAAUGCAAUUCUCAGAGGCGGCACCAUCCUGGCUCCCACUGUGUCUGCAAAAACCAUUGCAGAGCAACUUGCUGAAAAGAUCAAUGCUAAGCUCAAUUAUGUGCCUUUGGAGAAACAAGAAGAGGAGAGGCAAGAUGGUGGACAGAAUGAAUCUUUUAAAAGAUAUGAAGAAGAAUUAGAGAUCAAUGACUUCCCACAGACUGCUAGGUGGAAAGUUACCUCUAAGGAAGCUCUGCAGAGAAUCAGUGAAUAUUCUGAAGCUGCAAUUACAAUCAGAGGAACAUAUUUCCCACCUGGCAAAGAACCUAAGGAAGGAGAGCGGAAAAUUUACUUGGCAAUUGAAAGUGCCAAUGAACUGGCUGUGCAGAAAGCAAAGGCAGAAAUCACCAGACUUAUAAAAGAAGAACUGAUCCGGCUGCAAAAUUCAUACCAACCAACAAAUAAAGGAAGAUACAAAGUCUUAUAAAAUAUUUCGAAAAAACUUUUUACCUGUGCUGGUCUGUGAUACAUGUGGCAGUUGUCUGCAGUUUACAAUGUAUUGUAAAUUAAGAUUUUUAAAAUUCUGUCUUGCUGAUUUUUUUAAAUACAUGAAACCAGUAUUUGCUAAAGAAAUCUUCUUUCAGUAAGUACCACCAGAAUUAUCAAACUAUAUUUAAAGCAGGCCUGUUAUCAGAGUAUGAUGCCCUUUAAUGUAAAGUUUAAAUACCAAUAUUUUAAAAGUCUGGAUAAAAUUCCAGAAGUUUAAAAAAAUGGAAAUAUUUGGACUUUCUGUCACCGGUAAUAAAGUACACAAGUCACUAGGGGCCUACUCACCAUAUCCUUUUGAAAUGAAAUUGUGAUCUCCUCAGAAAAGGUAAAAUUCUCUAAUAUUUUGUCCCCCCCCCCCCUCCCCGAGCUUAAAUCUUACUUGAUUCAUUGGAACAGUAUGAACUGGAUUUAAGAAUGUUAUAAUAGAAUUUUUACAAAAUGUUUCAGAGUUUUUGUUUCCGUUUUUAUCAUCAUAAAUGCAAUAGUUGGACUGCUUUUCAGUUUUGUAAAAUUAAAGAUUUGUAGUAUAAGAGUUUUUUGCAUUUCUUUACACUGCAAAAGUUUUAGUAUUUAUCACUUUUAAGUUCUCCUCACAGCUUCUAGUUCUAUGACUAGCUACUAACUCUUUUUUAAUCUUCCUUAAAAGAAAGUGAUUUGUAGCCUAUAAAUAUUGUUUCCUUUUCCCCCCGAAAGUGUUUGUUUAUACAUUUGUACAUAUAAACAUGCUACUAAUUUUAAUCCACAUUUUCUUCAAGGUUGUUGAAAAGGUUGUGAAUUUUCUUCCUUAAAAAUUUUCAAGCAUGAUGGUACCUGUGUUAUAGACUUAGAUUUAAGCAUCUCUCAGUGAAAAAUAGUUCACAAGAAGUCAUAAAUUAUAUUUUUGACCCCCCAUAUAUUUCCUGAACAUUCUAAUUUAAAUUGUUAUAAUUGGAUCACACAAUAUUCUUUUCAAGACUCCUGGUAUAUUAGAACUUUGUAUUGUUGUCACUUCUUGAAAAAAAAAAAAAUUCCAGGAAUUAAAUAGAUAGCUAUAUUUCUUAAACGAAGAGACAGCGAAGUUUCUGAAUAUUCUUAGAGUUUUUAAAAAAGAAAAAAAAAUCAAAGCAUACUAAAACAAAUCAUUUUUAAUAGUAUGUUAACUGGUUAAAAUGAGAAGAAGUAUCAAUCAUUAUUUCUUCAAUAUAAAGUUUUUUCUUACUGAAAAAUUAACAUAGAUAUAACUGGGAAAUAUUCUUGGGUCCCUUGCAUAUCUACCUUUCUUUCUUAGAAGAAAAAAACAGACAAAACACAUGUAACAAGAGAAUCAAAUAAACCAUUUACUCUAAAAUGCAGGCAUCUUGGGCUCCUUUUUUCCCCUCAGUUUAUUUAUUUGCUUAUUUUGAUUACCUAGUGAUAGUGUGUUUCUUUUGAUAGAAUAUGUGGCAUUCUCACAUUGGUGACAAUUGGUGCUCCCUUCAGGCUGCUGGAUCACUUUGAGAUUCAGAGUUUUACAUUGUUGUAGCAUUACUACCUUUAUGUUUGUAUAUCUAGUUGUAACAAACCACUGAUAGUAUAUUGUCCUGAAGUGAAACCCAUUUCUCUGUUAUUACAGUUUUAGUGUCACACUGACUCUUUGAUUUUUAAAAUUUGAAUGAUGUAUGGACUAAUUUGUUUUUUUAACUGCAAAAUCAAUAUUUGCUCAUGUUUUCUAAAUUCCUUAUAAAAUAAAGUUAAUUCAACUUGCACUUCCCUAAAAUUA
Herpailurus yagouaroundi (jaguarundi) is the source of this 5061-nucleotide messenger RNA. RefSeq names its product DEAD-box helicase 46 (gene DDX46). The record is from RefSeq and is a predicted model, not a curated record. The transcript is spliced from 23 exons. The coding region runs from base 169 to 3261 and encodes 1030 amino acids. Lineage: Eukaryota; Metazoa; Chordata; Mammalia; Carnivora; Felidae. Gene Ontology annotation, molecular function: nucleic acid binding; ATP binding; RNA helicase activity.